Cricetulus griseus (Chinese hamster) is the source of this 201-nucleotide messenger RNA. Lineage: Eukaryota; Metazoa; Chordata; Mammalia; Rodentia; Cricetidae. The record is from RefSeq and is a predicted model, not a curated record.
AUGGACCAGGCGUUUGUUGAACUGAGUUGGCAGUUCGUCAAGGACUCAAUUUGGCUGCUUAAAAGAUGCACCAAACCUGAUAGAAAAGGAUUCCAGAAGAUUGCCAUGGCCACAGCCAUAGGAUUUACUGUCAUGGGAUUCACUGGCUUCUUUGUGAAACUGAUCCAUAUCCCUGUUGAUAACAUUAUUGUGGGUGGCUGA